Messenger RNA from Elaeis guineensis (African oil palm), 830 nucleotides. The record is from RefSeq and is a predicted model, not a curated record. Lineage: Eukaryota; Viridiplantae; Streptophyta; Magnoliopsida; Arecales; Arecaceae.
GAAGCGCCGUAAACCACUACAAGGGAGUUCGGAUGAGGAAGUGGGGGAAGUGGGUGGCCGAGGUGCGGCUGCCCAACAGCCGGGAGAGGAUAUGGCUGGGGUCUUAUGACACCGCCGAGAAGGCUGCCCGCGCCUUCGACGCCGCCUCCUAUUGCCUAUGCGGCACCCAGGCGGUGGUAAACUUCCCCGCCGACCCACCCAACAUCCCUUCCCCUGGCCGGCUCACCAGAAACGAAAUCCGGGCAGUGGCCUCCAAGCACGCACAUGAGGCUCCUCGAGCCGGGCCGGACGAAGAUGCGGGACCGAGCAAUGCGAGGCAGACGGCUGAGGACGUGGUGGGGCAAAUGAUCAGCUCGGUGCCGCAGGAAUUAUUUUCGCCGCAGUUUUUCUACUUGCCGUUGCCGUUGGGAAGCACAACUGUUGGCGAUCUUGAUGCCGAUGAUGAUGUGGAAGGAUCUUUCUCCAUUUGGAACUUCUGAGGCACUUAAAUGAGUGGGGACGUAAGCGAGUUAAUGAGGUCCCAUCGCAUAUAUUGCACGCAUCCUGUGGGGUUGUGAUGUGGAUCCUAAACGUUUUCAAGCGGGGCGGCUGGGCUUUGCAACUGGCAGCAGCUGCAAAAGAUUUUUAGGUUGUUGGAACAAUGUGGAGAAGUUGGUUGUCCUCUAAACAACAUAUGUACCAGUCAAAACUGGUAAUAAAAUUUUGUGUGUGACGUUGAUAAUAUUUAUAAGGUGCUAUAAUGAAUAUUUUAUUUUAUUUUAUUUUAUUUAAUGCAAAAGGAGGCUGAUAGAAUAUAGCCACCGGGUAUAUAAUGAAUUUUUUUUUUUCUA